AUGUACUCUGGAUCUUCCCCACGCUCUACACAUAUCGCUGAAGCACAGGAUAACUCUUUGACAUCAUUGCAAGCACAAACUUCAACUGUUAAUGGAGACAAUAUGAAUAUUUAUACUGGAAAACCCACUUCGCCUCUUCCUCUGGAAGUUUACUGUGCACCAUCGGCAACAUACGUGCCGUAUAGGGUUACAAGCCCUUACGACACUUCAGGAUCAACACAAUACAUUUCACCGAAUUACACUAUGGUCGAUAAAGCACAGAUGGAUGAGACUGACAGAAUACGUUUACAGACGUCGCCGAACGCAAAUGGGCAGCUGGAGGCAAUCACCGUUCGGACAACUACCACAACUAGACGGACAACGGUGUUUAGUCCCAUUCCGAAACCACCCUACACGAUAGUGUAG
Necator americanus (New World hookworm) is the source of this 405-nucleotide messenger RNA. RefSeq lists its product as uncharacterized. Bases 1 to 405 code for a protein of 134 amino acids. NCBI's taxonomy places the organism in Eukaryota, Metazoa, Nematoda, Chromadorea, Rhabditida, Ancylostomatidae. The transcript has 5 exons. The record is from RefSeq and is a predicted model, not a curated record.